AUAUAUUGGCAAUAAAUUUAUAAUAAUGGCCAAUAUAUGGUCAGAUAAAUAAAACGUUUGUUUUUAUUUUCGUAAUUUACGAAUAUCUAUUGGCGAAGAAAAAGAGUAUUGUACGAGUUUAAUAUAUCAUACUUUAUAUAAUAUUCAUUAUUAAAUUUAAUGUUGUAAUUCUGCAUUAUAUUUAAGUAUGUAAUUUGGGAUAAAAUAUUAAUGUACUGUUUAAUUACUGGACUUAAUAUGAUAAUCUCAACUAUGUAAUUGUAAAUAUGAUAUACGGGCAAGAGAGACAUGACUGUGUCUUCCGCUAACAUUACGCGUGUGGUGACGAUAGAGCAGUGACACUGCUCCGCGUCUAUAUGCGAAGAAUCUUUGCACGACUCUACAUACAAAUGUACAAGAAACAAUCCGUGUGAUAUCCGUAAAAAACAUACCUGUUCUUUGAAAACAAACAAGAAAGAUGCCAUAUGCUGUUUCAUUUUAUGGAAAAAGUGGAAGAUAACACCGUUCCAAUCAAAGUGAUAUCAAAACAUCGUUAGAUUGUUACAUACUUUCUGUCAUAGAUUUGCAAAAAAUACUGCUGCACAAAAGGUUUCAGUGGAAAAAAAUUUGUCGCUGCUGAACGAACAAUUUAUUGAACAUCAGCUUCUUCUUCGACGUCUCAAAGUAGACUGAUCUGUCAGCUGGAGGCGAUAGUCAAGUGCGCUUGCGCGUCUAUAAAUUUAGAUAUGAAUGUAAAAUAUGAUGUGUAUUUCUCUUAUCAUGUUCUAUUAUGCAAUUCACUUAUUUCGCGAUAAGUUUUUAAUGUAACCUAUAACAAUACUCCUAUAUUUCGUGUAUCUAUAGUCUUAUCAAUGUUUCAUCGCGUAAUAAGAGAAAAUUAAUAAAUGAUGGAGAUUACUAAAUUACAUUCAUCAUUUAUUCAUCCAUUAUCAAGCAAAUUGACUUAACCAUAGCUUAUAGACGUAUAAGAAAUUUUAUAAAAAUGAAGACGGUCAGUACUUUUCGGAAGAUCUGUCAGCCUUUUCAUUGACAAAGCUUCUCCAUUCGCGGCGCGACAUGGUAUUUGCAGGCACACGCUGUUUAAAGCUUCAUCGAACUAUGCUUAUAAGUGUGGGAUUAUGGCCGUAUCAGAAACCAUUCAUCUGGCGAAUACAAUCAAUUUUCUUCUUCAGCAUGUACUGCAGUCAUACAUUUUUUCAGGUUACGCCGUUCUUAACGACAACUUGUAACAUGGAUUGUAUCCUAAAAAGAUGUUGUUAUAUUUGUAUUACUAUCGUUUUUAUUAUGAAUUACUACUCACUCUACUUCAAUUCUGAAGCUGUAAAACGAAUGGUUGAACAUAUGCAGUUCGACUGGAAAAUGUUUGAAAAUACUGACGCAAUGAAAAUAUUUGAAGAAUAUCUCUUUGAAUCUUAUAUUUUCACAUUAUCUCUGUGCAUUAGUUUUGUAAUACUUGGGUCUUUUCUUAUACCUACUGAAUGUAGAUCUAUUAUUCUUGAUGUUAUCAUACCGAUGAAUGAAUCGCGACCACGUAAAGCUGAAAGAGAUCUUGAACUUUUCGUCGAUGAACAACAAUAUUUUUUUUUCUAUUUAUUGGAGGAGAUACUAGGGUUGGGAGUGGGAUGUUGGUCGAUGUUUGCGGUUGCAACGUUACUGACUACAGUAGCGAAACACUCAUGUGCAACAUAUAAAAUUGUUAGUUGUUUAAUUCAAGAUACGGUGACUGUCCAUACUCUUCAAUUUCCUGUUGUUCAAAGAAUCCAAGUUAUGUAUCGGAAUAUUUGUUUUUCAGUUCACUUUCAUAGAAGAACAUAUGAGUUCUGCAAUGACAUGAUACUUUUGUUUGAAAUGUGGUUUUUCCCAUUACUUUUAAUUGGAGUAUUGGGUUUAAGUUGCCUCCUAUUUCGCCUAUACUAUGUUAUAAUUAAAUUCGAUGACUUGUAUGAUAUUUUACUAUCCUGUGUAUAUGUGUUUUCUUUUUUUAUAUACAUGCUUGUGGGAAAUGUUCUUGCACAGUCUUAUACCGAACACAGUGUGGAAUUAUUAGAAUCUACGUAUAAUACUCUUUGGUAUGUAGCGCCAUUACCUAUUCAGAAAUUGUUCUUGAUUAUGCAAAAAUCUAUAAAAAGUCAUAAAGUAGUAGUGGGUGGUCUUUUCGUUGCUUCAAUAGAAGGAUUUUCUACGCUUGUGACUUCAGCUAUAUCAUAUUUUACCGUUAUGCACGCCAUGCGUUCAUGAGUAUGAGAUGACGAAGAAAUAACGAUAAAGAUAAUGUUAUUCAGAGGAACGCUGAUAUGCAUUAUAAUUGUUCUUACAAAGAUAAGUGGUGAAAGAAAGAAAGAAACUACCUAUGUUAUAUGUAUGUCAGACGUCAGAAAUUGGCACGUGUCGAUUAUUUUGGACAAAAUAUUUAAAUUUGAUAGUAUAGAUUUUAUAGUAUUUUAGGUAUCUGUUUUAUUUUAGGGAAUAGUAGUUGCCAAUUUAAUAUAUCAUAUUUUAGAAAAUAUUCAUUAUUAAAUUUAAUGUUGUAAUUCUGUAUUGUAGUUAAGUAUGUAAUUUGGGAUAAAAUAUUAAUGUACUGUUUAAUUACUGGACUUAAUAUGAUAAUCUCAACUAUGUAA
Molecule: messenger RNA, 2621 nt
Organism: Ooceraea biroi (clonal raider ant)
Lineage: Eukaryota; Metazoa; Arthropoda; Insecta; Hymenoptera; Formicidae
Biological process (GO): sensory perception of smell; detection of chemical stimulus involved in sensory perception of smell
Cellular component (GO): plasma membrane
Molecular function (GO): odorant binding; olfactory receptor activity
Source: RefSeq, a predicted model, not a curated record